Molecule: messenger RNA, 567 nt
Organism: Symbiodinium necroappetens
Lineage: Eukaryota; Dinophyceae; Suessiales; Symbiodiniaceae
Source: the annotation of a GenBank genome assembly
GCUGCAGCGUGUCUCGGGCUUUGGGCACACAGCUGCUAUCGAGACCAGCUGGGUCACGCAGCUUUCGGUGCCAACGAUCAGUUUCCCGUAGCUGUCCUUCUUCAGCAUUUCAACCUCGGCUACUUCCUCUACGACACAGUGCACGUGGCCGUGUGGGACCAGAAGUUCAUGGAGCACCAUUUGAUCGCCAUUGCUGGCUAUGCUACCAGCGAGAUUGCGAAUGUUUUUGGCCUGGCCAACGCGGUGAACACCUGGAUCACCGAGGUGGGCUCGGUGAUGUACUCUGCAUAUCUCCUAAAGAGGACGGAUGGGCUCUACCUGGCCUUUGUCCUGCUGUACACCGCCUCGCGGGUGUACUUUGCUUACUGGAGUUUCUACAUCCUGGGGCAGGUGUGGCGGGUGCUUCAGGAGGGCCCGGGCGACUACACCAUGCCUGGAUGGGCGCCCUACUGCGCUGCAACCUUACAGAUUGCCUUGUUCUUGGUGAAUGCCUCCUUCGUGGCCACACACUGGCAGAAGCUCCUGCGCAGGCAGCCCAAGACGGAGCCUGAAAAGAAGGAGGAGUGA